AUGUCCAUCAAGGCAGCCAUCCUCGGGGCGAUGAUUAUGGCCCCAAUGCAGUCCCUGUUCACUCAGAUGGCCGGAACGGUGGACUUCAUGGAAGUGGCAUGCUCAGCCACGAGUGCACUCAGCACUGAGAUGGAAGCAAAUGGCUACUCGAUCCAGAGAGUGAACUAUCUGGAGGGCUUCGACCUUGACAAGAAGUCUGGCACAGAGAAGCUGACCACCAGCAUGAAACAACUGAAGCCCAAGAUGACAUGGGAACAAGCAAACUUCGAAAAGCGGCAGCAGCGUGAUCUCAAGCGCGCUGAUGAGGCAAGUUCCUACUACCCCACAGCCAUGGUGAAAGCGGCUGUGAAGGCCAUCAUCGGCACAUGGACGGCCUAUGAAGACAAGGCCAAUGUCUCCCUUUCCAAGGACGUGCAAGUCCAUCUCCUGGGAGUUGAUGAAGAUGAAUCCCAACAAAGCUGGGAAGGUCAAGCAAGACGAGAUGAGCCUUCCAUCCUGGCCCUGACGAGACAGUGCUAUCCUGAAGAAAGGUCAUCCCUCCAUGGCAAACUUGCAGCAGCCCGCAACGCCCCUCCUUGGGCAGUGGCCUUAGCAGGUGAACUCCGGUGCAGUGAAUGCAUCGAAGCAAAGAAGCCCCGGCCAGCUCCGCCUGCAAGCACAGGUGAACUUCCAGCUCUGUUCGAGCAAGUCGGGACGGACGUUUUUGAAGUGGAGUUCAACCACCAUGAAUCCCAAGAAGCUCAAAAGGCCAAGUUCAUUCUGUGGCGGGACAGAGCAAGCGGCCUGGCCCAAGUCGACCUGGCAAGUUCGCAAUUGGGAGUGAUCGACUUCAUGGGCCGAAGCGGCAUUGGGCUGAUGAAUACCCCUGCAGAAGCACACUGGUUGCUUGGAGCUGAAGAAGGCUGCAUUGGCCUCCUGAAGGCCACAUUGUCUCGCUUGAAGAAAGAGACACCAGCCCUCGAUAUUGAGGCUCAACUGACCGGCAAGAGGAAGACGCACAUGAAGGCCCUCAUCGAAGGAUCCUCCCAAGUCCUGAUUGAAGAUGACUAUAAAGAGUCAGAGGAUCCCCACCGAUUGCUCCAAGAACGGUGGACAGGGGAAACUUGGUUUGAGAUUUCAUCUGCUCAAGCAAGCAGUGGCCCGCAGAAGAGGGCACCAAAAUUAGGUGCAAGCAAAGCCGUGAAGAAGAAGGCCAAGGCCACACCUCUCGAGGGAGAGGACACGGCAGCUAAUGAGACAACAGGAUCGGGAGCAGUCAUCCCCAUGCCUGAUGAAAGCCUGCAAGAGGCUCUUCGUGAACGUGGUCCGGAUGCAGUUGAUGGCAUCCCUGGCAAUCCAGUAAGCGGACCUGCAGACCAUUCUGGAAACCAUUGUAAAGUCCAGAACUGCCAGCUCCCCGGAGGUUUCUUCGUCAAGUUCGAGCUCUUCCUCGAGCUCAUCCUCUUCAGAAGAAGAAAUGGUGACGAGGUGGCACCGAAUGUGCACUUCUUGGGCCACUACGGUGUGGCCUCUGUGGUGGGCCUCAAGGUCCUAAGCCGUGCCGCCCAGCUGGCCAAAGAGCAGAAGCUGCCUGUGUUGCCUGUAUACUUUUUGGAUCCUCGUCAGUUCCAGUCCACCAAGUUUGGCACGCUGAAAACGGGUGCCUUCCGUGCUCUCUUCCUCCUGCAAUCGGUGCGGGUCUUGAAGCGGCGGCUGCGAGCAAUAGGCUCUGACCUCUUGAUACAGGUUGGAAAGCCGGAGGAGCUUUUGCCCAAACUCCUUGCUGAGAAGUCCAUUGUACUGACACAGGAAGAGGUGACCUCUGAAGAGCUCAGGGUGGAUGAUGCGUUGCGGCAAGCGCUACAGCAAAAGGGCUGUGAGGCCUUUGAGUACUGUUGGGGCAGUACCCUCUUUCACAAGGAUGACUUGCCCUACCAGAAGGACUUGAGGGACGCUCCGGAUGUUUUUACGACCUUCAAGAACCAGGUGGAGCCUGAAAUGGCUGCAAGAGUCAACGAGGUUCCAGAGACCUUUCGUGGUGGCCGAAAAAGCCGCAGCUCCAUGGGAGUCAGGCCCUGUUUGCCGGAACUGACAGCUGGCAGCCUACCGUUCCCUGAAACCGGAGCGGCCCUGGACUUUGAGCUGGUCUUUGAACCGGAGUGGAAGGACUUGCCGUACCCAGCACCUGUUGAUGAACCCGUUCUGCCUGAGACGGCUGCCAUGCACUUCGAAGGUGGUGAGGAGGCUGCUCUUGCGAGGCUUCAGUAUUACUUGUUUGAGACAAACGCAGUCGCCAAGUACUUUGACACGCGCAACGGCAUGCUGGGUCCAGACUACUCCACGAAAUUGGCUCCGUGGUUAGCAUUCGGUUGCUUGUCCCCGCGAAAGAUCUUCGAGCAGAUCCGCGAAUAUGAGAAGGAGAUUGUGGCAAACAAGUCCACGUAUUGGGUGCUUUUUGAGCUGAUGUGGCGCGACUUCUACCGCUUCUUUGCCGCAAAGCACGGCAAUCAAAUCUUCAAGUUGCAUGGCAUCUCUGGAAAAGGAGAUUGGAAGCCAGAUCAAGAACUCUUCCGGCUUUGGGCUGAAGGAAAAACCGGAUACCCUCUGGUGGAUGCGAACAUGCGAGAGCUUAGUGCCACUGGCUUCAUGUCCAACCGAGGGCGUCAGAACGUGGCCUCGUUCCUGGCGCUGGAUAUGAAAUUGGAUUGGCGCCAGGGUGCUGAUUGGUUUGAAAGCUUUCUCGUGGAUUAUGACGUGGCCUCCAACUGGGGCAAUUGGGUUCAUGCUGCAGGGCUCACUACGGGCCGAUUGAACCGUUUCAAUGUUGUCCGCCAGUCGAAGAUGUACGACAAGGAUGGCGCCUACUUGAGACAUUGGCUCCCCGAGCUCCGAAGGGUGCCAGUGCGCUUCAUCCAUGAGCCGUGGACCAUGUCGCCAGAUGAGAAGGUGAAAUUUGGUGCUGAGAGCAACUGGGCAACGGUUUGUCGCGCAAUGAACGCACGGCCGGCACGACAUCCACACAAUCCGAUUGCGGAAGCCAAUGUGGCCUUUCUCUCUGGUCGCCUAAAGGCGGAGCUCUUUGAUGAGCCAGAUGAGGAGCUGGAGGCUGCAGAAGGCGCCGCAGCUCCAGAUGAGAUAAAGUCCAAGUAUGCCGCCCAGGAGGGUGACCGCGGGCUCUUCGCCGGUGCCCCCAUGCCACUGAAUGAGGAAGCCAGGGUCUCCUCUGCGCCAACGGGUCCGUCUUGGGAAGAGCUCAAGGCCAAGGAGAAGAAGAAAGAGUUUAUGCAAUCACAGCUGUUCAUCGAUGGUUGCUACACUCCCCUGGCCAUUGACCGGCUCUGUGAAGAGAUCGCGGACAGUGGAGGUGUAGAUCUACUCUUGACUUCAGAAUGGCCAAAGGGCGUGAUGACCACCUUAAAGGAAGCCUGGCCAGAAGAGGCAGACGUCAGAAAGCUUGCAAAAGGCGCUGCUCGGCAGUGCUCCAGCCCAGCAGUGGCGGAGCUGGCCGUGGCCGCCGAGCCGAAGUACCACGCGGUUGGCCUGGGUGGAGUCUUCUGGCGGCGUCAGCCUUGGCGCCACGAGCGUCGUGGUGAGGUUGAAGCCUCGACUGGGGUGCUGAAGUGUGGCGUUUGCCGCAUGAUUACACUAGGUGCUGUGGAUGGUAGCAGACCGGGUGUCAAAGAUAUGCCCACUGCGAAGUACAGUUACAAGAAGCCGGAGGACGAGGCGCCUCCGAAACCUCAGAAGUGGCUCCAUGGCUUGGAGUUGGACCCCAAGGCCAUGCCGCAAGAUGCGGACGAUGCCACAGCCAAUCCAUGGACAAAGAAAGAAGUGGCCAGUGAUCCCAACUUGCCGCCCGAGCGACCUGACUUCUCUGGGAUGGACAAGGAAGAGAAGCGGCGAUGGAUGCAUCGCUUUGGGAUCAAGCCGGACGAGAUGCUGUCAGCCUCAGACAAGCUGCAGAAGGAGAGUGAACCGAAGCAGAAGAAGGAGAAGCACAAGUCCUUGUACAAGGUUAGUGAGAAGGAGAAGAAGAGAAGGAAAACUGGCUCUGACAGUCACUUACCCUUCAGCGCUCGUGAGCGCAUGCAAGCGGGGCGUGGAUAG
This is a messenger RNA of Durusdinium trenchii, 4086 nucleotides long. Lineage: Eukaryota; Dinophyceae; Suessiales; Symbiodiniaceae. The record is from the annotation of a GenBank genome assembly.